AUGAAUGCCUGUGCCAGUGCCUGUGCCUGUGCCUGUGCCUGCCUGCCAAUGCCUGUGCCAGUGCCUGUGCCAGUGCCUGUGCCUGUGCCUGAUGAGUGCCAGUGCCAGUGCCUGUGCCUGUGCCUGUGCCAGUGCCUAGUGCCUGGUGCCUGUGCCCUGCCUGUGCCUGGAGUGCCUGGUGAUGCCUGGUGCCAGUGCCUGUGCCAGUGCCUGUGCCAUGCCUGGGCCUGUGCCAGUGCCAGUGCCUGUGCCUGUGCCUGUGCCAGUGCCAGUGCCUGGACCAAUGCCUGGGCCAGUGCCUGUGCCAGUGCCUGUGCCAGUGCCUGUGCCAAUGUGCCUGUGCCAGUGCCUGUGCCUGUGCCAUGCCUGUGCCAGUGCCAGUGCCAGUGCCUGUGCCUGUGCCAGUGCCUGUGCCUGUGCAGUGCCUGUGCCAGAUGCCUGGAUGUGCCUGUGCCUGUGCCUGUGCCUGUGCCUGUGCCAGUGCCUGUGCCAGUGCCUGUGCCUGUGCCAUGCCUGUGCCUGGGUGAUGCCAGUGCCUGUGCCUGUGCCAUAUGUGCCAUGCCUGUGCCAGUAUGCCAUGCCAGUGCCUGUGCCUGUGCCAGUGCCUGUGCCUGUGCCAGUGCCUGUGCCAGUGCCUGUGCCAGUGCCUUGCCUGUGCCAGUGCCUGGAAUGAUGCCUGUGCCAGUGCCUGUGCCAGUGCCUGUGCCUGUGCCAGUGCCUCAUGAUGCCUGUGCCAAUGCCUGUGCCUGGAAUGAUGCCUGUGCCUGUGCCAGUGCCUGA
Messenger RNA from Oncorhynchus nerka (sockeye salmon), 780 nucleotides. RefSeq names its product keratin-associated protein 5-1-like. Bases 1 to 780 code for a protein of 259 amino acids. The record is from RefSeq and is a predicted model, not a curated record. NCBI's taxonomy places the organism in Eukaryota, Metazoa, Chordata, Actinopteri, Salmoniformes, Salmonidae. The transcript is spliced from 5 exons.